Salvia hispanica is the source of this 1152-nucleotide messenger RNA. NCBI's taxonomy places the organism in Eukaryota, Viridiplantae, Streptophyta, Magnoliopsida, Lamiales, Lamiaceae. The record is from RefSeq and is a predicted model, not a curated record.
AUGGAGGAAAAGCUCCAAGCCUUGGAUGUGUAUGCCCAGGCUGAUGUGGAAGCAGCUGCAUGGUGUGAUCUGAUCAGUAGCCGAGGGUUGACUGACGAAGAGAUCGAAGAAGCAAUUACCGAAUUUUGUCAGAAGUCAGAACUAGCAGGAUCCGUAGGGGCCGUGGUACCGGCCAACCCACUGCCCCCGCAAGUGGAGUUGAAAAAGUUGCCAGCAAAUCUUAAGUAUGCCUACCUAGGGGAGGAAGACUCAUUCCCUGUAAUCAUCAAUAGCGGGCUGACUGAAGAGCAAGAGGCAAGACUACUAACCGUGCUGGGCAAAAACAAGAAGGCUAUUGGAUGGAGCCUUACGGACCUGGUAGGUAUAAGCCCGGAUGUCUGCAUGCACCACAUUAGGCUGGAGGAUGGAGCCAAGGCGCAUAGAUAUUCUCAAAGAGAGGUGAACCCAAACAUGCGAGAAGAGAUACUGAAGGAAAUCUUGAAGUUACUCUCACUGGGCAUUAUAUACUCGGUACCAGAUAGUGAAUGGGUUAGCCCAAUCCAUAUGGUCCCCAAGAAGUUAGGGAUCCAGGUGAUUAAGAAUGAGAGAAAUGAGCUAGUGCCCACCAGACUAGUUACCGGGUGGCGAAUGUGCAUAGAUUACCGAAAGCUGAACAAUGCAACCAGGAAGGACCAUUUUCCCCUGCCAUUCAUCGAUCAAAUGCUGGAGCGACUGGCUGGGAGGAAGUACUUCUGCUUUUUGGAUGGGUACAGUGGUUACUUUCAAAUCUAUGUGGACCCGAAGGACCAGGAUAAGACCACAUUCACAUGCCCGUUUGGAACCUAUGCGUAUAGGCGUAUGCCAUUUGGUCUAUGCAACGCCCCCGGACACGUGGUGUCAGAAAAGGGGAUCCAGGUGGAUCGAGCUAAAGUGGAUGUCAUAUCCAAACUACCCUUCCCUACUGAUCAGAAAGGAAUAAGAGGUUUCCUUGGCCAUGCUGGAAUUUUAUCGGAGAUUCAUCAAGGAUUUCGCCAAGAUUGCCCAACCCCUUACCAGAUUUCUCCAAAACGAGGUGGAGCUCCUGACUGGGAUCACCCCUUCGAGGUGAUGUGCGAUGCUAGUGACUAUGCAGUGGGGGCCGUACUAGGUCAGAAGAUCGAUGGGAAAAGGUAG